Panicum virgatum (switchgrass) is the source of this 1625-nucleotide messenger RNA. RefSeq names its product DNA-directed RNA polymerase III subunit rpc8-like. The transcript is spliced from 8 exons. Gene Ontology annotation, cellular component: RNA polymerase III complex. Gene Ontology annotation, biological process: DNA-templated transcription; transcription initiation at RNA polymerase III promoter. NCBI's taxonomy places the organism in Eukaryota, Viridiplantae, Streptophyta, Magnoliopsida, Poales, Poaceae. Bases 353 to 952 code for a protein of 199 amino acids. The record is from RefSeq and is a predicted model, not a curated record.
CCAGCCCACCCCACUCGCACAGGCUCCAGCUCUGCUCCCCAAACGGCCAAACCCAUCCCAGCCGUCAACCCUAGCGACGGCGGCCCGAGCGGCGGAUCGGCAGAGCGGCACCGGCACGGCAGGGGCAGGGGCAGGGCGCAGGGGCGGAGGCCGGAGGAGCCGCGCGCUCGCGUCGCCGCGGGACGCAGCCGCCGAGCCGCGCAAGAGCGACCUCCUGCUCCCCGGCUGCCCUGCUCGGCGGGCGGCGGCCAGGAGCAGGACGCGGCGCGGCGCGUGCAGGCGGGCCGCGUGCGGCCAGCCGGGUAGCCGACGUCCGGCGACCAGGGAGCGGCGCUGUGCUUCAAUUGCUAGGAUGUUCUCGCUGAGCCUGAUUCAGCAUGACCUGCCGAUGCCGCCGCACCUGCUGAGCCGCCCCCUCCUCGACGCCAUCAAGGCCGAGCUCGAGAGGCUCUUCCUGGACAAGGUUAUCGCGAACCUUGGGCUGUGCGUGUCUGUCUAUGAUAUCCGAUCCGUUGAAGGCGGGUCCAUCCAUGCGGGAGAGGGCUGCUCGAUCUAUAGAGUUUCAUUUCGUUUGCUGAUGUUCAAGCCCUUUAAUGGGGAGGUUCUUGUUGGGAGAAUUAGCGGAUAUGAUGAUAAGGGGUUGCAGGUUUCACUUGAUUUCUUCAGUGACAUAUGCAUCCCUGGACAUUUGAUGCAGUAUGGCACAGUGAGGGGACCAGAUGGUAGGUGGAUGCUGAAGACCGACGAUAAUGAUGAGCUAUAUCUAGAUCUUGAUGAUGAGAUAAGGUUCUUGGUAUCUAGCACAAAGUACAUGCCUAUCCCAAUUAACCAAAAGGAGGGUGAUCCACCAUUUGCUCCAAUGCAGAUUGUUGGAAGUAUUAAAGGAGAUGGUCUUGGUCUUCUUGCUUGGUGGUCAGCUGACGAAGAGGGAGAGGAGGCGGCUGAGCAAUAGUAAAGUGUUGCUUAAGGGAUCUCUUUGUGUAGUUUACAAUCUCAUCCUACUAGCAUGUUACGUAACCUAUAUAACCCCGAUACUUCAACAUGACCCCGUAUCACGUAUCCGAUACGUAUCCGCGUAUCCGUAUCCGAUACACCUUUGUGCCUUUAACUUUUGCAGAAAUUUGACGUAUCCACGUAUCCGUAUCCUUCCGAUACCGAUACGCGUAUCCGUAUCCGUGUUGCAUAAGGUAACUGUAUCUAGUAGCAGUAACAUGGUACUUAGGGAUCUUACAUGGUUUUUACAUAUUAUGUAUUCUUUUUGAGUCGGGCGUGCUGGAUCUCUUCUGGCACUCCCAGUUGUUACUGCUGCUGCGACCUAUUGCCGUCGAUUUCUUAAAAAAACCACCAAAGAAAAGUAGGUCAGAUUCUUAGAAGUUAUGUAUGUAUGUAUGUAAUACCCUUAAGUUUUCUGAAUAUUUUGUUAGAUGUAUAAACUUAUAAUAUGGAGUAUUCUCCCUGCAAGGAUAUUUCAGCAGGCCAGCACCACAAAAGUUCACAUUUAACCAGUGUGCUUGGUAUUAUGUCCAGCAAGCAGCUGGGAAAAAGAUCUGGGGGUGGUGAAAGCAACAUUUGAUGUAUAAAUUUCCUGAAUUCCUGUUAUGUAUAAAGUGCAACAUUUGCAUGUG